AUGUCACCCCUCAAGGUCGCAGUGCUCGACGACUACCAGGGAGCCGCAGAGCCGCAUUUCAAGGCCCUCGACUCGUCCAAGUAUGAGGUGACCAUCUUCCGGGACACGCUGCCGGCGUACAACCACCCAGACACCGCCGACCAAGUCAAGGAGGAGCUCGUCAAGCGACUGGGCCCCUUUGCCAUCAUCUGUGAGGAAAAGCUACCUGGUACUAUGCGGGAGCGCACUCCGUUCCCCGCGGCACUUGUCGAGCGCCUGCCCAACCUGCAGCUGCUCCUGUCGACGGGCGUCCGCAACGCGUCGCUCGACCUCCCCGCGCUCAAGGCGCGCGGCAUCCCCGUCGGCGGCGCCCACGACUCGGGUCGCAAGGCCGUCGAGGGCCCCGACGGCACGACGCAGCACUGCGUGACGCUGAUCCUGGGCGCGGCGCGCAACCUCGCGGCCGACGACGCGGCCGUCAAGGGCGGGGCGUGGCAGACGGGCUUCGCCACGAGCCUUACGGGCCGGACGCUGGGGCUCGUGGGCCUGGGACGGCUGGGCGCCGCCGUGGGCAGGAUCAUGAGCCUGGCGUUCGGGAUGCGCGUCGUGGCGUGGAGCAGCAACCUGACGCAGGAGGCGGCGGACGAGAAGGCGCGGGCGAUGGGCCUGCCCGUGGAGCGGCCCUCGGACGGGGAGAAAACCUUCCGGGCCGUGAGCAAGGAGGAGCUGUUCCGCGAGGCGGACGUGGUGUCUGUGCACCUCGUGCUGUCGGAGCGGUCAAGGGGCAUUGUGGCCGCGCCGGAUCUGGCGCUCAUGAAGCGGACUGCGAUCCUGGUCAACACGUCGAGGGGUCCUCUGGUCGCGGAGGAGGAUCUGCUGCAGGCGCUCGAGGAGGGCAAGAUCCGCGCCGCGGCGCUGGAUGUUUUCCCUGUCGAGCCGCUGCCGCUGGACAGCCGGUGGAGGACGACAAGGUGGGGGCAGGAUGGCCGGAGCCAGGUACUGCUGACGCCGCAUAUGGGCUAUGUGGACAAGGAUACCAUGGACGAGUGCAACGCGAGUCAAAGCUUCUCUUUGCUGCGCGUCUUCUUUUCCACAGCGCUUUCGCACCCCGUCACCAUCACCGUCACCAUCACAACUCCAGCCUCUCUCUCUUUGGCUUCCAACCUGCUCCAACCACAGAGAAAGAAAGCGCACUUCAAGCACAGCACAAUCCAGGAGACAGUGCUUUUCCAUACGCACUCCUUCUUUUGCACGAUCUCCUGCAUUUCUUUUCUCACAUUCUGCAACUUUGACCCUGUGUCUGGCCCUCAUGGGCGACUGUGCAUGGCAGAGAUCAAGACAUCUGCCAUCAUCAGUCAAGCCGCAGGGCCAUUAAUCAAGAUGCGGACUGACAUGCCCGGUUCAGAGACCGCCUACCAGGAUCUGCUUGCGCGCAUCGCAGAAAAUCAAGUGGUCAUCAAGUCCAUCAAAAUGGACAUUGAACGCCACCUGUCCAAGAAAUCUUCUUCCAAGAAGGCCUCCGUCAAGACAGAGCUACCCAUCUUGGGUGGGAAGACCGCCGUCCCACUCCAGUCGAGCCAGGCACGCGCUCUGAAUGCGCCCGCACAACGUCCCUCUUCCGGGUCCCGCCAUUCUCCAGGAGCCCUGGAGACCUAUCUUCCUCCCUGGAACCCGCCUCCCCCUCUGUCCCGGAAGGACCCUGCCCUUACCAAGCCAGAGCCAGAGUCAGAGCCAGAGCAAGAACCCGACCAAAAACCCUUGCCCUGGCAUCGCAGGUUUCCGGAGGCGAAAAUGACACAAUAUGUGACCCCGGUUACCGAGCUGAGCCGGGAGUGCCAACUGCGCCACUUCAACCCCAAGUUCACCAGAGUCAGUCCCAAGGGUAGCAACCGUUUCCAGUGGGAGGUCACAAUCAAGGACCAAGUCAUCCGUGACACGGAGACACAUCAUGAUAGCUACUUGGCCAAGAUGCACGUGGCCAGGAAGGCACUUCACAUCGUGCUGUCUUGGCCUGUGGACAAACGCAAGGAGCCGGGCGCCGGUGUCCUGCCGAGUCUGAACCCCUCCAUUCGCCCAUAUGGUGGUAGAGGUCGGACCGUUACAAGCCCUGAGCUUCUCGCUAGUCUCAUGCGCUCAGACGUCCGUCAGGCCUCCGGUGAGGACCAUGCCCUCGAGACCGCCGGCGAGGACCAUGCCCUCAAGACUACCGAGAAGGUCCAACCCCAAUCUGUUGCCCCCGAGCCGGCUCCAAAUCCCUCGAACCCGAUCCUCGAAAUGGUCCAGAAACUGGACCGCGAGGGCCCUGGAUACCAUCUUCCUUCAUUCCUAAAUCCCGAGGCAUUGGACUUCGAGACUCGGACCGCGAUGACCACCCCGGACCCCACUCAUGCCACCUCCUGCCCGCCUGUCACUCAUUACGGAGUCCCGCCGUUUAUCCCCUAUCCAUACGGACUUUCGGCUGGCGCGUUCAGCGGUGACAAUUCUUUCUCGAGGAGCGAUGUUCCCUACACUGGUCCCAUUGUCCCGGAUGAUAGAAGCCAGCCUUCUCCGAGCGUGAUGGGCUUCCCUCCUCCUGAUGUCCACAGCAUGGCGCCACCCCCUCCGCCUGUGGCUGUCCCCCAUCCUCUUGCUUACCCUGGUGGAGCGAACUCUAUCCCCGCAGUUCACGAGACUGGCGGCGCCUUUGCUCAUGCAAACGAGCUGUCAAAGGCCGUGAUCGACCUUGGCACCCAGCCUCCCCAGGGCUCUCUGCUGGAUGCAGAGAAGGAGAAGCUAGAGGACGUCCGAAUUCUGCGCCAAGAGAUUGAGCAGGUGAUUGGUGAGCCAAUCGAUCUGGAGAUUACCCAUGCACCCAACCUGGUGGCCAUCUACCUCCGGGGCUUCCUCUCGGGAGCCAGGCGCGGCAUGGCAGUCUCCGAGAGACGUACCGGCGGUGAUGGCCGCGUGUCGCGACAGGGAUAG
Thyridium curvatum is the source of this 2940-nucleotide messenger RNA. RefSeq lists its product as uncharacterized. The coding region runs from base 1 to 2940 and encodes 979 amino acids. The record is from RefSeq and is a predicted model, not a curated record. Gene Ontology annotation, molecular function: NAD binding. The transcript has 6 exons. NCBI's taxonomy places the organism in Eukaryota, Fungi, Ascomycota, Sordariomycetes, Thyridiales, Thyridiaceae.